AUGCAGAAGCUUAUAGACGCGUACAACAUUGACGACUCGUUCUUCGAUCAUGUCGUCUCAUUCGGAGACAAGCCGCGUACCUCUGAUGCUGGCCAUGGGGGCAUGACGGUGAGGGAAGGAGAAGACGGGUCUUUUGAUAUGCAAUACCGGUUCACCUACCCCGAGAGUUAUAAAGUUCGAGGUUCGACCAAAUUCACCAAGCGGCAGAUUUCGGUCUUUCAUCGAUAUAGUGUAUCAGGUGCAGGAACUCUCUGGAUCUUUCUGAAUGCUCGCCCCAAUUCAGAGCUUCAGUCGAGGCUUGAAAAAGUCCUGACAAUCAGUCGUGAGGAUGUCACCCCAGAUUGGUUCUCCCUGCACCUGCUCGUCUUCGCUACCUAUCUUGGCAACUGGAGAGGAUCCUUGCAGCAUCUAGGCGAAACCAUUGAGGAAGCAGCCGAUAUCGCCCUCACAAUGGAUCUCUCAGAACUCAAAAUCGUGAGCGAAAACGAGAGCCUCGUCCGACUGCUACAUCCGCAGUACCUUGGUAGCACAUUGAAGCCGCUCUCGUCUGAGUUGGAGACCACUUUGAUCACCAUUCGCAAGUUGGCCGUGGUCAAUGAGCAGUUUCUCUCGAAAAAUAUUGCAACAGACACGCAGCACCGAAAACUUGCGAACGCAACUGCCUACUAUACAUCAACCCUCGAGGGCCACUUAAAGAGCGUCGAUGCUCUGGGGCAAAGAGUUCAAGAUUUCUCAAGCUUCCUGGCCACGGCCUUAACCCUAAACAGUCAGACUCGUAUGCUGCAGUUAGCUGACGCAUCCGUUGAGGACAAUGCCAAUGUUUUCGUCGUCACGAUAGUCAGCUUAUUUUACUUGCCCGCAAGCUUUGUUGCGACCUUCCUUGGAAUGAAUCUCUUCGACUUUGAUGGGCCAGAUGAUGGAGAUUUCGCAACAUCGAAGAAAUUCUGGAUUUUCUUCGCCGCAACAGUGCCUCUGACUUGUCUUACUGUGGGAUUCUGGUAUAUUCUCACAGGACGUCGGGAGCGAGCAAGAAAGCAGCCGAAACCGGGCUCUUGA
Molecule: messenger RNA, 1056 nt
Organism: Aspergillus mulundensis
Lineage: Eukaryota; Fungi; Ascomycota; Eurotiomycetes; Eurotiales; Aspergillaceae
Exons: 5
Coding region: 1-1056 (351 amino acids)
Biological process (GO): transmembrane transport; metal ion transport
Cellular component (GO): membrane
Molecular function (GO): metal ion transmembrane transporter activity
Source: RefSeq, a predicted model, not a curated record